AUGCAAGAUCUCAACGGACCCGUUGGCCAGGGCGCCCCCAACGGCGGGCCUGCCAACCGCUUCGGCCACGCCUCCAAGCCCUCCAACAGCGACACUGGCUUCUCCCAUGGCGCCUUCAACUCCAACAUCUCGGGCUUUGCCGAACGACACCCGCGACGAGGCAAUAUCCCCGCCAUCAACACGCAGCCUCAGCCCAUGACCCAGCAGCCCUCCAACAAUGGAGUGGACAUGGCCACCCCGGGAACUGCAUUUGACAUGCAGUUCACUCCUCUUCUGCCCUCGCAGCUGUUGCUCGGAAGCCCCUUCCAGCCUGGCACCCCCGCUGCCUUCGCCAGCCCUCAAUUCCAGAGUCUUCCUGGUUUCCAGCCCCAGCAGGGAAACAACCAGCAGCAGAAUGGCGUCUCUAGCCCCGUUCAGCAGACCAUCUCGCCUCAGUCUUACCAGGGUAUUGUUUCUCCUUCUACCUACGGCGCUCCUCAGUUCUAUCCGCCCCAGUCCCCUACUGGCGGCUUCAGCAUGCAGGCUCCUCUCCCUCCCACGUCGCCCGUCUCGAUGGGAUCCGGCGUUGUCACUGGAACCAGCCGAACUGUUUACUUGGGCAACAUCCCCCCUGACACAAGUGCUGAGGAGAUUCUUGGCCACGUGCGCAGCGGCCAGAUCGAGUCGGUCCGCCUCCUGCCCGACAAGAACUGUGCCUUCAUCUCGUUCCUGGACGCUAGCUCUGCUACCCACUUCCACUCUGAUGCCAUCUUGAAAAAGCUCUGCAUCAAGGGUCAGGAUAUCAAGGUUGGUUGGGGCAAGCCUUCCCAGGUGCCUACCUCGGUUGCUCUGGCUGUCCAGCAGUCGGGUGCCUCUCGAAACGUGUACCUGGGUAACCUGCCCGAGGAGGUGUCCGAUGAGGAACUGCGUGAGGAUCUUGGCAAGUUUGGCGCCAUUGACACCAUCAAGGUCGUCCGUGAGAAGAACAUCGCCUUUGUCCAUUACCUCUCGAUCGCCAAUGCCAUCAAGGCCGUCUCUCAGCUCCCUCAGGAGCCCAAGUGGCAGGCCCCUCGUCGCGUCUACUAUGGCAAGGACCGCUGUGCCUAUGUUUCCAAGACACAGCAGCAAAAUGCGGCUCAGUACCUGGGCAUUGCUCCCGGCUACGCCCACAUGCUUACUGGUGCUGACCGUGACCUGAUCUCGAACGCCCUUGCUCAGCAGUCUGUUGCUGCCGCCGCCGUCGCCACCACUGCUGGAGGCAUCAACAACCUUGGCAACCGAACCAUCUACCUCGGCAACAUUCACCCUGAGACGACCAUUGAGGAGAUUUGCAAUGUGGUCAGGGGUGGUCUGCUCCACCAUAUCCGCUACAUCCCCGAUAAGCACAUCUGCUUCGUGACCUUCAUCGACCCCACCGCUGCUGCCUCCUUCUACGCCCUCAGCAACCUUCAGGGCCUCAUGAUUCACAACCGACGCCUCAAGAUCGGCUGGGGCAAGCACUCGGGUGCUCUCCCUCCGGCCAUUGCCCUUGCCGUCAGCGGUGGUGCUUCGCGAAACGUGUACAUUGGCAACCUUGACGAGACCUGGACUGAGGAGCGCCUGCGACAGGACUUUUCCGAGUAUGGCGAGAUCGAGCUUGUCAACACUCUGCGUGAGAAGAGCUGCGCAUUUGUCAACUUCACCAACAUUGCCAACGCCAUCAAGGCUAUCGAGGCCAUCCGAGGAAGGGAGGAGUACAAGAAGUUCAAGGUCAACUUUGGAAAGGACCGUUGUGGCAACCCACCCCGUCAAAUGCAGCAGUCUCAGUCCCCUCGCGGAGAUGGCGUCUCCUCUCCCCCUCCUAACGGAUCUCAGAACAGCGGCUCUCCCACAAAUGGCAACACUCCUCAGCAAUCUGCCACUCUCUUCAAUGCCAACAACAACCCCCUGACCAUGUAUCUCAACCAAGUGUCUCAACAAGCUCAGCAGCAGCAGCAACACCAACAACAACAGAUUGCUGCUCAGCAGAGUGCCCUGUUUGGCACAGCACAGCCAUCGCCUGGUGAGCUAGGCCUCGAUGUUCCCCAGCAGGUCCCCAUCUCGGGCCACGGCCAGUCGGCAAGCAUCUCCAACGGCUACCCUGCCAACGGUGCUACCUCUGGUGCUACAACCAUUGGCGGCAUGCUGGCUCCUGGCCCUCGCGGCCAACACAACCGGGCAGUCAGCCUUCCGGUGCUUGCUCCCGGGUUUGAGAAUGGCGGCAACAGCCCCAACGGCAUGCCUGGCGCUGAGAAUGAGCGACGUGGUCACCACUACCAGGCCAGCUUUGGCGGCAUGGGCUCUGGAUUUGGCCUUGCCAUCCAAGGAGGUCUGAACGGAUGGGUUGAGGAGGAGGUUGCCAACUAA
Molecule: messenger RNA, 2364 nt
Organism: Fusarium keratoplasticum
Lineage: Eukaryota; Fungi; Ascomycota; Sordariomycetes; Hypocreales; Nectriaceae
Exons: 1
Coding region: 1-2364 (787 amino acids)
Biological process (GO): mRNA splicing, via spliceosome
Cellular component (GO): cytoplasmic stress granule
Molecular function (GO): mRNA binding
Source: RefSeq, a predicted model, not a curated record